UUCCGCGCGCUCUUGCAUGCCCACUGCCUAGCAUCUAGAUAGCGUAUACAGUAUACAGCGCCUACACAUACGCAACGAAUGUACUUUGAACAUGCCGAGCUAACGUAAACACUUCCUGGAUUUACAUACCCUAUCAAAUUCUUGGUAUUUUUGAUGACAUUACGAACAAAACCACAAUUGCUUUUGUUUAUCCGUUCAAAAGACAUUGAACAUUAAGUGCGUGACUUUGUAGACAAGGUUUUGGAGUUAUUGUCGGAGAAUUCAUCCAGCUCCAGUACAUGCAGGAUCAACACAUUCGAUCAAUAAUCAACUUUCGCAAAUCAACUUGGAUCUUGAUUGAACGAAUUUCAAGUCGACGAACACGAAUUUCUUUCGGAUAAAACAACUUGAGUGCCGGAAAGUUAUUCUCCAGUUUUGUGGAACAUGUUUUGAACCACUAUUACCAGCAGUGUUUUGCCUCAAUUUGACAAGGAAACAACAUUUUGCAGUGGAUAACCAUUUUGCUCGUGCUUACCAACUGACCAUUGCUCUACGUGCAACACUGGUGUUGCAAAGCUGGAGCCGGUAAAAAUUUCCGCUCAUUUCAGACUCAUCCCCAUCUUUCAGACCGGUAGGAAAGUGUCACCGGUUAGGACUCAAAGAUGCAUCGACUACAGACAUUGAUAAAAACAGGAGGGCCAUCUAUUUUGGCGGCCUCACGCUCGAUUCAGAAUAGAACUCUUUCGAGCAGAACGUACUUUAGGCCGCCUGCCCUAGAUGGGCAGGCCCGCACGCCGGUGAAUGUACACGCCACAACUCCCCGCGCCAAUGUGAGACGUUAUGCGGCUCCAGUGGCUGCCGAGCCGUUUUUGAGCGGCAGCAGUUCAAACUAUGUGGAAGAAAUGUAUCAAUCUUGGCUUGAGGAUCCAAGUUCUGUACAUAAGUCAUGGGACAUUUUCUUCCGCAACGCUCAAAACGGUGCUGCACCGGGAACGGCGUACGUCCCCCCACCUCCCAUCUCCAGCAUGUACCCCGUCAUGCCAGCAUCCCAGGCGGCGACGUCACAAGCACCGGCGCCCUCACAGGCGGUUGCUAAGGGCCAGCUGGACAGGAAGGUCAUCGAGGACCAUCUUUCGGUGCAAACUAUCAUCAGGUCAUAUCAGAUUCGAGGUCACUACUUGGCCAAGCUUGACCCCUUGAACAUCUCGUCUGCAACGACAGGUAGCCUGCCAGAUAUCGUUGUCGCUGGCCAUCCUACGUUGGGACUAGAUGACAAAGACAUGGAUCGGGUGUUCACCCUCCCAACCACCACCUUCAUCGGUGGCGACAAGCAGGCCCUGCCUCUCCGGGAGAUCAUCGAACGAAUGGAGAAUGUUUACUGCCGCAGCAUUGGUGUAGAGUACAUGUUCAUCAACGACAGGGAGAAGUGUGACUGGAUCAGGCAGCAGUUUGAGAAGCCAGGAGCCAUGCAGCUCUCCAAGAUGGACAAGCGACUCAUCCUGGAGCGUCUCAUCCGCUCCACCAGGUUUGAAGAGUUUCUGGCUCGUAAGUGGUCUGCCGAGAAGCGUUUCGGCCUAGAGGGGUGCGAGGUACUCAUCCCAGCUCUGAAAUCAAUCAUCGACGAGUGCAGCGCCAAAGGUGUGGAGAGCUUCAUCCUUGGCAUGCCCCACCGUGGUCGUCUCAACGUGUUGGCUAAUGUCGCCCGUAAGCCUCUGGAGCAGAUCUUCUGCCAUUUUGACUCCAGACUAGAAGCUGCCGACGAGGGUUCCGGAGAUGUCAAGUACCAUCUUGGUAUGUCCAACUCACGUCAUAACCACAUCAGCAAGCGCAACAUCAACCUGGCUCUGGUGGCUAAUCCAUCCCAUCUGGAGGCCGUCGAUCCCGUCGUCCAGGGCAAGACCAGGGCGGAGCAGUACUACCGGGGCGAUACCGAGGGUGACCAGGUGAUGAGUAUCUUGAUGCAUGGUGAUGCUGCAUUCGCUGGCCAGGGGAUUGUCUACGAGACCUUCCAUUUGUCCGAUCUCCCAGAGUACUCCACUCACGGAACCAUUCAUGUUGUCAUCAACAACCAGAUUGGAUUCACCACCGAUCCUCGUUUCUCACGCUCCUCCCCGUACUGUACCGACGUGGCCCGUGUUGUCAACGCACCCAUCUUCCAUGUCAACGCAGAUGACCCGGAAGCAGUCAAUCACGUGUGCCAGGUCGCCUCCAAGUGGCGCUGCAGAUACAAGAGCGAUGUGGUCAUCGACUUGGUGUGCUAUCGUCGCAACGGUCACAACGAGAUGGACGAGCCGCUCUUCACCCAGCCUCUCAUGUACAAGAAGAUCCGUGGUCAUAGACCGGUCCUCAAGCAAUACGCUGAACAGAAGAUCCAAGAAGGCAUCAUGACGGAGCAGGAGUUUGAGGAGGAGCAAGAUGGAUAUGAUAAGAUCUGUGAGGAUGCAUACCAGAAUGCUAAGAAGGUCACAGAGAUCAGGAAUGCUGAUUGGUUGGAUUCACCUUGGCACGGUUUCUUCAACAAGGAGAUCCCUCUUCAGUACCCAUCUACUGGUAUUGAUGAAGCAACCCUGACUCACAUCGGAGAGACGUUCAGCACCAACCCAGAGGAUCUCACUCUUCAUGGAGGUCUAAAGCGUGUCCUGCGUAGUCGCAUGGACAUGGUCAAGAACCGCACCAUAGACUGGGCUCUGGGGGAGGCUCUCGCCUUCGGCUCGCUGCUCAAGGAGGGUAUCCACGUCAGACUCAGCGGACAGGACGUAGAGAGGGGAACGUUCAGCCAUCGUCAUCACAUUCUGCACGAUCAGAAUGUGGACAAGAAGCGCCACUACCCCCUCAACAGUCUCUACCCGGACCAGGCCAACUACACCGUCUGUAACAGCUCACUCUCAGAGUUUGGGGUUCUUGGUUUUGAGCUUGGUUUCUCCAUCACCAACCCACGAGCCCUGGUCGUUUGGGAGGCCCAGUUUGGAGACUUCCACAACACUGCCCAGUGUAUCGUAGACCAGUUCAUCGCAACAGGACAGGCCAAGUGGUACAGGCAGAGUGGUCUGGUCAUGCUCCUGCCUCAUGGAUAUGAGGGCAUGGGACCUGAACACUCCAGUGCUAGACCCGAACGUUUCUUACAGAUGUGCAAUGAGGAUGCUGAUGUGAUCCCAGAGAGGAAUGGUGACCUGGAGGUCAAGCAGCUCUACGACUGCAACUGGCAGAUCCUGAACUGCAGCACACCGGCAAAUCUCUUCCACGCCCUCAGAAGACAGAUUCUUCUCCCCUUCCGCAAACCACUUGUGAUCUUCACACCUAAGAGUCUGCUUCGUCAUCCUGAUGCAAGGUCAUCAUUUGAUGAGAUGAACGAAGGUACGUUCUUCAAGAGGUUGUACCCUGAUGAGGGUGCUCCGAGCCAGAAUCCUGCGGGAGUCAAGAAGCUGCUCUUCUGCACCGGUAAGGUGUACUAUGAGCUCCUCACCCAGAGGGAAACCAGGGGACUCACCAACGACAUCGCCAUCGUCAGGAUUGAACAGAUUUCACCUUUCCCCUUUGACCUGGUAGCGGAGGAGGUCGAGCGCUACCCCAACGCCAAACUCCAGUGGGUACAGGAGGAGCAUAAGAACCAGGGCUACUGGACCUACAUCCAACCCAGGAUACUCAACUCUAUCGGACAUGAAAGACCGCUCGGAUACGCCGGCCGGGCUGCAUCUGCUUCCACGGCAACGGGCAACAAGAGUACGCACGUCAACGAACUUCAGAGUUUCUUCAAUUGUGCCAUGAACUUAGAAUAAAUCUAUCUUCAACAUCUGAUCUAGUGAAAACAAUGCCCUUUAGAUCUAACGCUGGGUUAAUGUAUCCAUUACAUUGCACAAUCAGGAACAAUGGACACUGUUCUUAGACGAUGUUCAAUUUGCAAUUAAUUAAUAAAGAUCGUCUACUGGUCGAUUUCUAAAUUCCGACCUCUAAAAACAAAACAAAAUGUAACAAACAAACAAAUCAAAAUAAAACAGAAAAUUAAAACUUAAAAAUGCAUAUUAAGGUAUAUAUUUAUUUUUGGAGUCGCAGUUUAUAUUUUGACUCCUGUUUUCCACCCCCCCCCCCAAAAAAAAAAAAUUGUCCUGAUUCCUGCAAUGUAUUUAUGUGAGUUUGAAAACAAUGUCCCAAUCUCGAUAAUGCAAUAUUGGAAUGAAAUGAAAUUGAAAGAUGCAAUAAACCGAACAAAUUGAGCUUCUUCAAUUUUGAAAUAUGAUUUUCCAAUUUGGAAAGUACGAAAUUGAAUUUCAGCAUCCACACAAACUUAUGUGACUUAUUGUUUGGUUCACUGCACUGAAGGAAUUAAUCUGAAGUCUAAAUGUCUUUUUUUUUCUUCUUAUUUUCACUUCCUUCAAUUUCAAUCUUAAGAAUUCUUAUAAACAAACAAAUCAAAAUUUCAAACUAGUUUACUGUUUGUAUUUAGAGUGUAAUAUUAGUUCAAAACUUAAAUUUUUUUUUCAUUAUUUUUUUGACAUUUAUUGAAUUUGCCAGAAAAUGUUGUUGGACUGUUGUUGCUGCAUUUUAGUUUUAGUUUUUGUUCAACCUUUCAAUGCAAUAAAAACUUUAUUUGUUCACUUCUCUUGUAAUAUAAGUUAGUAUGUUCAGAUAUUCAGUCAUCUAUUAUAAAGAAACAUCAACAAAUUCUCGCCUGAUUUCUCUUCAAGAUAUCCCCACUCAAUCAUUAAAAUGGCUGUGGGCUUACUGAUCACUACAAGCCAACAUGUGAAUGGUAAAUUUUGCAAUUCAUAAUAUAUCCCAAAUUGUGCAAAUAACAGUAUCUGCCUAAAACUGAGAUAAUGUAAACAAAUUUGACUAUGAAAAGAUAAAGUGAACAUCUUUAAGCAUGCAGCAUAUUGUUGCAUGGCUUAGGAAACUACAACCGCCCGACGGUUGGCUAUGUUACCUAUUUUCUGCACACGCUCAAUUCUAUUACCCGGUACACUUUUUCACCUUUCAUCUCAUUUCAUGUAUUAUAGACUGCACAGUUAGAUUAUGCAUAUGGCAUCAUGAUACACGAAUGAAAUGUUUGAAAAAUUACGUCAUAUUGCACUCUCCUAGAUAUUCUAUUCACUUGUUUUGCUAUCAGAAGUCUUUAUUGUGAUAAGUGAAAUAAGCUGGUGUCUUCGGGACUCAAGGUAAACAGUCAAAAUAGCUAAAUUUGUUUAGUUAGCAGAGAGUUAAAGUGCCUUUCGAUGGACCCCUCCCCUUUCCCCCUCCCCCAAAACCGAGUGAAACCUUGUCAUAGAACUUCUAGUCAUCUGUUUUAUGCACUGCACAUCACUAAAGACACACCAGUAGAGAGCUUCCAUGGCAGAUUAUGCACUAAUGUUUUUUUAAUCAAUUGUUUACACCCGCGUUUGGUGUUUUGUUUGAUUUAAUAAAAAACUUCUUGUCAUGAAUGUUAUCCGAAAUAUACUAGUGGCUUUGCACUUUAUAGUCUACCUAUGGUUAGACAUGGUUAUAAGAUUUUGAUGAAUGAAGAAAGUGUUACAUUUUAAAGAGGAACAAUUCAAUUGCAUUUGGGGUUCUGUGUACAUGUUUGUGGCAAUGCAGUGGAAAGAAAUCAUAUUAUUUUGUUUUUAGUCACAUACAGGGGAUUUGUGCGUUUGAUAUAAUGACUGUACUGCUUGUAUAGGCAGCUUUUAAACAUGAAAUAAACUGACUUGGGAAUGCUGUUCUUGGAAAAAGAAACAAUCGGUCAUUUCGUAUUUCAUGCAUAUGUGCUUCAAUCUUUGUAAAUGGAAAAUUACUGAGGAGAAGCGAGAAGUAGAAUUUGAUGAAUUUAUGUAAACUGUAAUGCACAAAUGAAGAUUUCUUAGAUAUAUAUUAUUGAAUCGUCUUCAAAGACAAUGAUAGAUGCGGAAGAAGUUAUACCGGUGCACCUCGUUUGACGAUGUAUGUAUCUGGUGUAGGUGAACGGUUUGAGGAGUUCUGAACAUGGUGGUUCGGUUUCUCUUUCAGAAUUAUAUUAUUUUAGUUGCGAGUUGACCGUUUUGUUUAUCCUUUUUUUUCUCUCUCUCUCUCUCUUUCUCAUCAAAAGUUUUAUUCAAAUGUAUGUUUGCCGUCAUGACAUGAAGGAGAAAGCCGGAAGUGUUGUAUGUUGUGUAUCAUAUUUGGUUUAAAGGAUGACGGGCUCAUUACUGAUUCAUUGAUGAGUGUGGAGAAGAAAUAUAAAUUAAAAAUAAAAACUAUUGAAAAAUAUA
Strongylocentrotus purpuratus (purple sea urchin) is the source of this 6200-nucleotide messenger RNA. Its product is annotated as 2-oxoglutarate dehydrogenase, mitochondrial. NCBI's taxonomy places the organism in Eukaryota, Metazoa, Echinodermata, Echinoidea, Camarodonta, Strongylocentrotidae. The record is from RefSeq and is a predicted model, not a curated record. Bases 642 to 3755 code for a protein of 1037 amino acids. Gene Ontology annotation, biological process: tricarboxylic acid cycle. Gene Ontology annotation, molecular function: thiamine pyrophosphate binding; oxoglutarate dehydrogenase (succinyl-transferring) activity. The transcript is spliced from 22 exons. Gene Ontology annotation, cellular component: mitochondrion; oxoglutarate dehydrogenase complex.